Platichthys flesus (European flounder) is the source of this 1413-nucleotide messenger RNA. RefSeq names its product growth arrest-specific 2b (gene gas2b). The transcript has 7 exons. Bases 28 to 1389 code for a protein of 453 amino acids. Gene Ontology annotation, cellular component: actin filament. The record is from RefSeq and is a predicted model, not a curated record. Gene Ontology annotation, molecular function: cytoskeletal adaptor activity; microtubule binding; actin filament binding. Gene Ontology annotation, biological process: actin crosslink formation. Lineage: Eukaryota; Metazoa; Chordata; Actinopteri; Pleuronectiformes; Pleuronectidae.
AGCCCGAGGCACCAGACCGGACUGGGUAUGAACUGCCUUCUGAGUCCAAAGUACAGACACUCUGGACCGGGUCUCACCAGCCCUCAGGAGUACAACCAGUGGCUUCCUUACCGCCACGACGCCAGUUUACUGCCCAUGAAAGAAGACCUGGCCAACUGGCUCAACACCAUGAUGGGUGUGGAGCUCUCAGCAGACAGUCUGAUGGAGAGGUUAGAUAACGGCGUUCUCCUCUGUCGGAUGGCACAGCUGCUCCAGGAGGAGAUGAUCCACGGCAACAGUGGCAAGCCCUUUGUUAGGAGAGUGAUCCACUGGCGAGCCGAUGCAACCUCGGGAUCAUUUUUCGCCCGGGACAACACAGCCAACUUCCUUUACUGGUGUCGAAAGAUUGGCGUUGAUGAGGCUUACCUGUUUGAGUCAGAGGAUUUGGUCCUCCACAAGCAGCCCCGCGAGGUGUGUCUGUGCCUGAUGGAGCUGGGACGGAUCGCAGCCAGGUACGGAGUGGAGCCUCCAGGUCUGGUGAAGCUGGAGAGGGAGAUAGAGAGGGAGGAGAGGGGCUGCUUAUCUCCAUCGUCCCCUCUGCCCUUCUUCUUUUUUCCUACUACAUUGUUGUAUUCACCAUCCCAGUCAUCCCUGCCCUCGGCCCCCUCUCCUCCUCCUCCUCCUCCUCCUCCUCCUCCUCCUCCUCCACCUGCGCCACUCACUCAAACCACGACCUGUCUGUCUGAACCACUCGCCGCAUCCCUCGCCUCUGAUCUUCCAUCAACAAACCCGGGGCCUACGUGUUCAUCCCCCCCUCCGCCCUGCACCUCAGCCUCUCUCCCUUGUACAACCACAGCCUCAACACAAACACCUUUGUUCUCUUCAUCCCGCUCCACCAACGCACCUGCUUCGGCGCCGCUGUCAGCGCCCUCGCCAGGACAAACCCUGCCGCCCAGCGCCAAAGCUACAGUAAACAACCACACUCCAACAGCGACGCCCCCCAUCAGCUCGCCACCUGCAGCCCCGACCCCUCGAUCCUCUGGCAAAUCCAUGUGCAGGAGGAGCGCAGGCACCAACAACAUAUUGGAUGAUAUUGUGAGGAACAUUAUUGAGAAUCCGCCCUGCAGCUGUCCGACCAGGUUCCUGGUUGAGAAGCAACCUAAAGGCUGCUACCGCAUUGGAGAAAAAAUUCUGUAUAUACGUAUGCUGAAUGAGCGUCAUGUGAUGGUGCGUGUAGGCGGCGGCUGGGAGACCUUUCUAAGUUACCUGCAGAAACACGACCCCUGCAGAGGAGGACCGGCCGGCAGGUCUGAGGUCAGGGCCUGUCGGUACAAGGCCAAGUCGCCCAGUUUGAACAUCUCACCUGACAGCUACAUGGUGGUCGGCGCCCAUUACCGCAGCAAGAAGUAGACUCUGGAGGUGUGACGGUGAAAA